Molecule: messenger RNA, 1263 nt
Organism: Heterostelium album PN500
Lineage: Eukaryota; Evosea; Eumycetozoa; Acytosteliales; Acytosteliaceae
Product: putative acyl-CoA synthetase
Exons: 5
Coding region: 1-1263 (420 amino acids)
Biological process (GO): fatty acid metabolic process
Molecular function (GO): medium-chain fatty acid-CoA ligase activity
Source: RefSeq, a predicted model, not a curated record
AUGUUCACUUCGAAAUUAGCUAGACAAUCAUCAUUGUUGGUUAGAUCAUAUGCAACAGCAGCAGGCAAACAACAAUUCAAAUUGUCAACAGAAUCGAUUGCAGAUAGAUUGAAGAAUGUAUCAGAGAAAUAUCCAUAUUAUGAUGCAUUGCUGUUCCCAAAUGAAUCAAACAGUUUGAAGUUCAAUUUUCAAGAGAUGUGGGGAUCGGUCAGUGGUCUUGCCAGUGGUUUCGUUGAAUCCAACCUCAAGUCUCAAGAAGCUGUUUUGACCAACGCACCACAAUCAUCCGAACAUAUCAUCACUCAAAUGGCUGCAUCAACUGCCGGUUUAACUUUUGUCCCAGUUGCUCCAUCAUCAACUUUACCACAAAUUGGAGAAGUUCUUGCUACAUCAUCAACAAAGGCAUUCGUUCUUGCAAAUCAAAAGAGUAGAGAGAUCGUCGACGAAGCAAUCGAAUAUUUCCCAACUUUGGACAGCAUGGGACACGACGAAUAUUUCAAAGACAACAGAUAUCCAUCAUUGAGAUACAUCAUCUCCACUGGUAAUGCUCAAGAGCCAGGUAUCGAUUUAUAUAAGGAAUUUGUACUCCAAGUUAAUCUCCUCAACAAGACUAAAACUUCAGCCAAUCAAAUCUCUACUUUACUUCCAUCCACCGAUGGUAAAUUAAUUGGAUAUACUCAUGGAUCAUUAUUAAAUACUGGAGAUUCAUUGGUUCAAUUGUUGGGAUUGAAAAGACAUGAAAGAGUUUCAUUUGCAGUUCCAUUCCACAGUGGUUCAUCGUAUGCAUUCUAUUUGGGAUGCUUGUCGAAUGCCUCGACUGUCAUUGUUCCAGCCCACAUUUUCUCAGUGGAAACAACCCUCAAUACCAUCACACAGAAUAAAUCAACUGUGCUCUUUGUCACUGGUGAGCAACUCGAUGCCAUCUUGAACUUUGACAAACUCUCUAAAUUCAACACCACCACUUUGAAGACUGUCGUCGUCGCCGGAAGCAACGUCUCUGCCGCCACCUUGAAGUCGGUCCAAGACAAACUCAAGGUCAACAACGUAUUCGGUGUCGAGCUCGUUGAAAACACUCCAGGUCAACUCGCCGGUGUCGUAUUCAAUCAAUCGGGUGCCGGUCAGCUUUUGCCAGGUGUCGAAUCAAAGGUCGACAACGGAGUACUCUUCACCAAGGGAUACCACGUCAAUAGCAACACAAAGGAAUGGCUCAACACUGGAAUCAAAGCUAAAAUCAACCAAGAUGGAACUGUAUCUAGAAAUUAA